Molecule: messenger RNA, 570 nt
Organism: Quercus lobata
Lineage: Eukaryota; Viridiplantae; Streptophyta; Magnoliopsida; Fagales; Fagaceae
Exons: 1
Coding region: 1-570 (189 amino acids)
Source: RefSeq, a predicted model, not a curated record
AUGCAGAUCAAGGACGAGAAGGCUUUGACGUUCCCUAGAAAGCUGAAGAGUGAUCCCAACAAACGGUCUAGGGAUAAAUAUUGCCACUUCCACCGUGACCAUGGUCACGAUACGGCCGAUUGCUAUGACCUAAAGCAGCAGAUCGAGGCCCUUAUCAAGCAAGGAAAACUGCAGAAGUUCGUUAGUAAGGAGAAAAUAGAUCCACCCCCACAAAACCAACACCCCCGACGGGAUAAUGAGCGACCGAGACCCCCGAUAGGGGACAUAAGGAUGAUCGUAGGAGGAACGGCUGCCGCCGGGUCAUCCAAAAAGGCCCGCAAAACCUACCUUAGGAUGGUACAAAAUGUUCAGCUGACGGGAGCUGUGCCAAAGAUAGCACGAAGAGAAGGCCCUAUUAUCGGGUUCUCAGAAGAGGAUGCGCGACGCCUUCACCAUCCACAUGACGAUGCGCUCGUCGUCAGCUUAUGGGUAGAAGAUUACAACAUGCACUGGGUGUUGGUCGACAACGGCAGUUCAGCAGAUAUUCUAUACUACCCGUCAUUCCAGCAGAUGAGGAUCGACAAGGAGUGA